Sordaria macrospora k-hell is the source of this 1284-nucleotide messenger RNA. RefSeq lists its product as uncharacterized. Lineage: Eukaryota; Fungi; Ascomycota; Sordariomycetes; Sordariales; Sordariaceae. Gene Ontology annotation, biological process: ceramide biosynthetic process. Gene Ontology annotation, cellular component: membrane. Gene Ontology annotation, molecular function: sphingosine N-acyltransferase activity. The record is from RefSeq and is a predicted model, not a curated record.
AUGGCGCCCUCGACAAAAUCAGAACCAUUCCCGGAGCUCAGCUCGGCCGCAGACCGCCAAUUACACUCCGAGGCCACCGCAGCCCGUCGCCGCAGAAAGUCGAGCGGCCUUGGACAAGCCUUGCGCGUCGGUGACACUGGCGCACCCGCCUUGGCCACCAGUCUUGCCCUCUCACAGAAGGAUUCCAAAGAUGUCGCCGCAGCACCAGGCAAGAAAUUCUCCAAGCGGCGCAAGGCGCGCUCCCUCCUCCGCCGCGCCAGAAACUAUGCGAUCAAGCACACCUGGGCCUUGCCCUUGGCCCUCCUGAUGGCCUUCCUAGCUCUCUACGCCAUCAACCCGACCGAGAGCAACCCGAUCCACCACUUCAUCUUCCUCUCGUACAAGCUGCCGACCUCGAGCGCCGAUGAGAUCCCGCAAUAUGGCAAGGGUCUCUGGGAUAUCGCCUUUGUAUCCUUCUAUACCGUCGUUCUAUCCUUCACCCGCGAGUUCAUCAUGCAGGAGGUUCUGCGCCCCAUGGCGCGCUGGGCCGGCCUCAAGUCGCGCGGAAAGCAGGCUCGCUACAUGGAGCAAAUGUACACGGCCCUCUACUUUGGAAUCAUGGGACCCGUUGGCAUGUACGUCAUGAGCCACACGCCCGUCUGGUACUUCAACACCGUCGGCAUGUACGAGAACUUCCCGCACAAGACCCAUAUGGCUUGUUUCAAGUUCUACUACCUCUUCCAGGCCGCCUACUGGGCGCAGCAGGCCAUUGUGCUUCUCCUGGGAAUGGAAAAGCCCCGCAAGGACUUCAGGGAGUUGGUCUGCCAUCACAUUGUCAGCUUGGCCUUGAUCGGCUUGAGCUACCGCUUCCACUUCACCUACAUUGGUCUUGCCGUGUACAUCACCCACGAUAUCAGUGAUUUCUUCUUGGCGACAUCCAAGACUCUUAACUAUCUCGACCACGUGCUCACCGGGCCUUACUACUUCACCUUCAUGUGCGUGUGGAUCUACCUGCGCCACUACCUCAACCUGCGCAUUCUCUGGAGUCUGUUCACCGAGUUUAAGACCGUCGGCCCUUACGAGCUCAACUGGGAGACUCAGCAGUACAAGUGCAACAUCUCCUUCGUCAUCACGCUCGCCCUGCUCGGGUCCCUCCAGGCCCUCAACCUUUUCUGGCUGUUCUUCAUCAUCCGCAUCGCCUACCGCUUCGUUGUACAUAAGGUUGCCAAGGAUGACCGCAGCGAUGAUGAGUCAGAGUUGGAAGAAGAGGUCGGAAACCAGAAUGAUGUCAAGUCUUUUGACUAA